AUGCGAUCUUCCCUCUCUCGUUGCGGAAUUAGAGCCUUUUCCGCGGAAAAUCAAAGACCUCCGCCAGUGGGCGUGGUCCUGAAAGAAGGUAGACGAAUUGUAAAAUACGCGACAAAUUUUUUCUUUUAGGUACUCCGAUUGCCAAGGCGUUCCAAACUUAUGGCGGAGCUGCUUAUCGAGUCUACUGCGAUCUCGAAGAAAGAGUCAUCGCUCCCGAAAGUUCUGAUCCAUUGACCAAAAUCUCCGCAUCCGAAGCCGCGCAGCGAAUUAGAGAGGGGAAAUUGUCGUCGUAUGAUCUGGCGAAGACCUAUUUGAACAGAAUCCGUUUUGUAAACACCUAUGUGAAUGCAGUGUCUGAGCGAUUUGAUGUGGAAGCGCUGGAAUCAGCAAGAAAAGUGGAUGAAUAUAUUGAGAGUCUGGACAAAAACUCGGAGGAAUUCAGAAAUGUAAGUGGGUUUAAGAGAGAUAUUUAUAAUUUAGUAAAAAAAAUCAUUGUAAAAUACGCAAUUAUUGGUUAUGCACAUAAUUUUAAAUUUUAGGUAACAAUUUUUUUAUUUUCUUUUGCUGAUGAUAAGUACAAAAAAUGGAGAAGACUGGGCUCGGUUAACGCUUAUUUCUGGCUAUUUUAAGCUUCCCCAAACCAAGCCGCUUCUUGGAAUUCCGGUAUCAAUAAAACAUGCGUUUGAUGUCAAAGGCCAACGAAAUAUUUGUGGUUUAACUCAUCGACGAGACAUCCCAGAGGCCACGGAAGAUGCUGCGGCGGUCAAACGGUAAAGUCACACCCAGAAAAUUGAUUACAAUACCUACUACAAUGUCUAAAUUUCUCAAUUUUCAGAGUUCGUGAAGCCGGCGGAAUCCCCCAUUGCUACACGAACGUCCCUGAAUCUUGUAUGUGGUCGGACUCUUCGAACAAAAUCUUUGGCACCACCUCUUCCCCGUAUGAUAAUAGAACAAUGGCUGGGGGCUCGUCCGGCGGGGAAGCAUCGAUUAUUUCGGCUGAGGGAUCGCUAUUGGGAAUUGGCUCGGAUCUGGGCGGAUCUGUGAGAAAUCCGGCGAUUUUCAAUGGGAUUUUUGGAUUGAAAUGUGUGAAUGAUAUCCCGAUGGAAGGCCAUUUCCCGAAUACAACUGUGGAAGCCUUCAAAGUCAUCGCUGGAGUGGGACCAUUGGCCAGAUAUGCCAAGGAUAUGGCCAUGUUUUAUAGUGUAAGUUUUUUUGAAAUGCAUUUUUGUUUCAAAUUUUAGGUCCUCUCAGCUGAUCCGAUCUCCAAGAAUUUUGGCAAUCUGAAGCCGUCGAAAGUCCUUUUCACGGUUGAUUCCUGCGAUAUGAUCAAUCCAUUAUCCCCAGUGGUUUAUGACGCUGUCCAUAAAGUGGCUCGUUCUUUGGCCACUAAAUAUUCAGUCCCAAUGGAAGAGUAUCAUCUCCCACCCAUGGAGAAGCUGAUCGAAUGCCAAAUCAAUGUCUGUUGCCCUCCGGGCGCGGAGAAUUUUGUUAUCGAAGGAGUUUUUCCAGUGAGUUGGAGCGAUUUUUUUGAUUUUUUUUUCAUAUUUUAGGAAAACAUUUGAUUUUUUUUGACGCAACAAUUGGUUUUUUGGCCUGAUUGCUUUGUUUAAGAUGGAUGUUUUAGAGAGUGGACGCCAGUAAUUUCAUUACGGAGAAGAUAAAGGCCUACCUUAAUGUCUCGAAAGUCAGUAUUGGCCCGGCCGAAGGAGUGCAUUACUUUAGUAACUCAAAAUCUCCACAAAGACAUCAGCAGCUCCUCAAGGAUCUAGAUGAAUAUAGAAAAAAAGUCGCCGAUGACCUCAAGGAAAAUGUGGUUUUGGUCGGCCCAUCUCUCCCGAGAAAUUAUUAUUUACAUAAUGAAAUGACCUUAUUCGGCCAUUUGGAUUGGUUUCAUACCGCUAUUUUUAAUGGACUGGCACUUCCAGCAGCUGCUGUUCCGAUUGGAUUGGAUCAGCAUGGAUAUCCGGUAUCAGCACAGAUCGCAGCAUCAAGAGGAAACAAUUACUUGCUGAUUAGGAUGAUGGAAGUCUUGGAGAAGGAGUUUGGAGGAUGGAGACCACCGAGACAGGGGACAAAAUGA
This is a messenger RNA of Bursaphelenchus xylophilus (pine wood nematode), 2080 nucleotides long. Lineage: Eukaryota; Metazoa; Nematoda; Chromadorea; Rhabditida; Aphelenchoididae. The record is from the annotation of a GenBank genome assembly.